AACUAAAAUCCAAUUGUAAUACAAUUAAACACAAAUUACAAUUCAAAACAGUCGCGGUUGUAGCGAUAAAUCGCACAUCUCUUGAUCGAAAUGCGAAAUCUCGCAGAGCGACUGGAAGUGUCUGGGAGUUUGACGACCAAGGACGACGUUAAAAUAUAACCUGCACGGCAAGUUUUUGUCACUUGACAUUUUCUCAACGAAUGUCAAAGAACGUCAAAGUCGUAACACGUCGAAGUAGCUAUGUUUGCAAGCCAAUUGACUUUGUCGAUCUCACGAACAGUUAGAAGUAACUUGACGAGCGUUCGAAAAAUGAGCGCUGCGGUUAAUACCGGCUGUGUGAAAUCUCUGUUAUACAAGGAAUACGGUGAUCCCGUCGAGGUUCUUCAAGUAACGACACAAACAAUAGAACAACCAGCAGGCAAUGAAGUGACAGUGAAAUGGCUGCUAUCUCCAGUGAAUCCAGCCGAUAUAAAUACAAUACAAGGAAAAUAUCCCAGCAGGCCUUCUCUACCAGCAGUACCAGGAAACGAAGGCGUUGGAGAAAUAGUAGCAGUUGGAUCUAGUGUUCAAGACUUGCGUGUUGGAGACAGGGUGGUACCAAAUGGCCCUAAUUUUGGAAUCUGGAGAACGCAAGCUAAUUAUAAUUUUAAGGAUCUUAUGAAGAUACCAAGUGACGUUGAUCUAGUUGUAGCAAGUAUGAUGAAUGUAAAUCCAUGCACAGCAUACAGAAUGCUCAAGGACUUUGUUCCAUUAAAGCCUGGAGAUACUGUGAUACAAAAUGGUGGCAAUUCUGCGGUUGGUCAACUGGUCAUUCAGUUAUGCAGAAUAUGGAAUUAUAAAUCUGUCAGUGUUGUUAGAGAUAGGCCAAAUGUACAUGAAUUAAAGAAUCAACUAGCAAGUUUAGGAGCCGAUGAAGUGCUAACUGAAGAGGAAGUUCGAAAUACACAAUUGUUUAAGAAUAAAAAAUUACCUGCACCAAAAUUAGCUCUUAAUUGCAUUGGUGGACAGAGUGCGCAUGAAAUAACGAGACAUCUCACACAUAGUGGUAUUAUGGUGACUUAUGGUAGCAUGUCCAGAGAACCGUUGACUGUACCAGUAUCCGCACUUAUAUUUAAAAAUAUAUCAUUCAAAGGAUUUUGGAUGACAGCCUGGACAAAAGCAAAUAUGGAAUCCCAGGAGAGAGUGGAAAUGUUUAAUAAUUUAGCAGGUUUCUUUAAAGAUAAGAAAUUGCAACCGCCACCAUAUAAACUAGUACCUUUUUGCGAAUAUCAAGAAGCUAUCGCUAAGGCGCUUAGCUUCGAUGGCCGAACGGGCGUGAAGUAUAUUUUAGAUUUAACAAAAUUUUAAAAUUUUAUUUACAUAUAGAGAAUCCGUUUUCUACUUUUUCGUAACUUCUGCCAGUGCAUUUGAUAGCAUUUAAAGUUACUAUUUUUAGGAUUCUGCACUAUGCGCAUAGAUUGAGACAAACUAAAAUAUUUUGUAAAGUACAAUAGUUUUUCACAUGGGAGUAUGUUUAUUUCUAGUAGAAAUAUCGGUGUAUAUAAAUAUGCAAGAGAAUAUAGGGAAAAUAAAUUAUAUGCUAAUAAAA
This is a messenger RNA of Monomorium pharaonis (pharaoh ant), 1588 nucleotides long. RefSeq names its product enoyl-[acyl-carrier-protein] reductase, mitochondrial. Gene Ontology annotation, molecular function: trans-2-enoyl-CoA reductase (NADPH) activity. Bases 241 to 1347 code for a protein of 368 amino acids. The transcript is spliced from 5 exons. Gene Ontology annotation, cellular component: mitochondrion. Lineage: Eukaryota; Metazoa; Arthropoda; Insecta; Hymenoptera; Formicidae. The record is from RefSeq and is a predicted model, not a curated record. Gene Ontology annotation, biological process: fatty acid metabolic process.